GUAGGUGAAAGACAACAAGGGGUGCGUGAUCCACCAUAAAAAUUGCAUGUCUGAAUAGAAUGCACAACAUUAUAUUAAUUGAGGAACAACUGGCUCUUAUUAGAAGACAUGACAGUGGUGGGCAAUUGUGAAUCAUAGAUUGUGGAUGCUGAUCAUGUCCUGUGUUUGUCAUCUCCUCUAGGCUCUAGCACAUGCCUAGGCAUAUCCUGUUGUUGAGCAUAAGGUCUCCAAACACGUUAGAAGACAUCAUAUUUUUAGAAAAUGAGGGGCCCAAAACACACGUAACAUCCAGCCGGCCAUUUCCCUCUACGUCAUCACCUCCUUGCUCUUCUUUCUUCUAAACAAUGCCAAGGCUCAACCUCUUUUUCUUCAUCUCUCAAUUCAGGAUAAUGGAAUUGGGGAAGUAGCUACCAUCCACCAUAUAUCCUUUAUCAAGAAACUCACUCAUCUCGCCACCAUGGCCGACGCUGACUCCACCGGCGAUAACUCGGAAAACACGCCCACCGGCCAAAGCGUCCGCCUCAUGUGCAGCUACGGCGGCCGCAUCCUCCCUCGUCCGCACGACCACCAGCUCCGGUACGUUGGCGGCGACACCCGAAUCGUCGCCAUUCCCCGACACACCUCCUGGUCCUCCCUCCUCUCCAAGCUCGCCAAGCUUUCCGGCUCUUCCCCGGAUUCCGCCUCUCUUAUCGUCAAGUACCAGCUCCCUAACGAGGACCUAGACGCCCUCGUCUCCCUCACCUCCGACGAGGACCUCGAGAACAUGAUGGACGAGUAUGACCGCCUUCUCCUCCUUUCCUCCCCUUCUCGUCCCCCUCGACUCCGCCUCUUCCUUUUCCCUCCGGGCACUAACGUCAUCUCCUCUUCCUCUUCCGCCGCUUUCGGGUCCCUCUUGGAAAGCUCAACCUCCAAGCGCGACACUUGGUUCCUCGAUGCUCUCAAUGGAGGCACUAGUCCCGGCCUAUUGCCUCUCGAACGCGGCCGCUCGGAAGCCUCAUCCGUGAUCUCCGAGGUCCCAGACUACCUCUUUGGCCUCGACUCCAACUCCGACGAUCCGAAACCCAAAUCAUCAGACCCGAGCUCACCAGCAAUUGCCACGUCAUCCCCACAUUAUCGUUCGGCCUCAUCUCCACCGUCCGUUGCUGUAAUCCCUGAUUUCCCAACCACAACCGCCAAAAAGCCUGAACCGGCGGUUCAUCCCAUACCGAACCCGAACCCGAACCCGGUCUAUUACGUACAUGACUCGGCGGUCCCGGUUUAUUAUGUUCCCAGUAGCGUUCCUGUUCGACCGAUGCAGUAUGGCCCGGUCUACGGUGGACCGGCAUAUGUUGGUGGACCGCCGACCCUGGCUUCGGCUCGACCAGGAUUAGCAGGGGCGUUUGAAUAUCAGGGUGGGAUGGUUUAUCCGAUGGCUGGAGUUGGGCCGGUCGGAGGAGACGUGGUGGCUCCGCCUGGUGUUAUUGGGCCGGAGAUGAGGAUUGGGCCCACAUCUCGUCACUAUACUACUUGAAGGAAUAAUUUUAUCAGGAUGCGUCUUCUUUUCAUUAUUAAGUCUUUUGUGUUUGUUUUGGUAUAUAUCUUCCAAUUGCUCAAUUGUGGCAAUGAAUUGAUGUUUAGUUGUA
This is a messenger RNA of Dioscorea cayenensis subsp. rotundata (Guinea yam), 1622 nucleotides long. RefSeq lists its product as uncharacterized. The record is from RefSeq and is a predicted model, not a curated record. Gene Ontology annotation, molecular function: protein binding. Bases 458 to 1510 code for a protein of 350 amino acids. NCBI's taxonomy places the organism in Eukaryota, Viridiplantae, Streptophyta, Magnoliopsida, Dioscoreales, Dioscoreaceae. The transcript is spliced from 2 exons.